ACCAGGUCAUAGAUAUUAAACCAAUAAUAUAAUACGUCUAUAUAUAUAUAUAUUGAAAAUCAAUAGAGGUAAUUGGUAUGCCCUUAUCAUCAAGAUCGUUUCCAUCUCCAUUCAAAAGCAAGCCAUUGUUUGGAGAUAAUACGAAAGAAAUUGAAGAUGGAGAUGAAGAAAUGAAAAACAAUCAAAAUGGAACAAUAGAUAAAAAACGAUUAGAGAUUGAUGAUAAGACAACAGUAGAUCAUGGGGCACAGGAUCUAGUCUCAUGGUUGAAUAAUAUGGAAUUGAGAGCUAAAAGUGCUUUGAUAGCAGAACGUAAUGAAUCAAGAAACUUUUAUAAUCAAUUAGAAUCGGAAAAGAGACGAGAUGAAUUGAGGAAUAGAAUAUUCAGCGAUGAGUUUGAUAAGUUAGGAGAUUUGAUGAGGAGAGAUGGGGAUGAGAAUGAGAUUGAGGAAGAAGAAGGAGGAGAAGAAGAAGAAGAAGAAGAGGAAGAAGAGGAAGAAGAGGAAGAAGAGGAAGAAGAGGAAGAAGAGGAAGAAGAUGAAGACUCAGAUAUUAUUGAAAUAAUUUCUUCAGAUGAAGAAGAGCAAGAUAAUGAGAAACCAGAGAUCGUUACUCCUAACAGAUUCAAUGGAAAGCAAGAGACAAAUCAAGUCGAGUAUGAAGAUGUAGAUGAAAUUGAAGUCUUGGACUCAGAUGAAGAGGAAGAGGAAGAGGAAGGUGAAUUAUCACCAUUUGAAGAAUUCCUGGAAGGAUCGGAUAAUGAAGAACAACCAGAAGGAGAUGAAGUAGAAGAAGAAGAUCCAUCUAAUUAUUCAAAUCAAUAUGUCCAAGAAUCGUCAAUCCAGUACCCUAUUCAAUCACCAUCUGAAUUGAAAUAUGGAUCAAUUAAUCAUUCCCAUUAUGAUUCAAAUGUACAACAAAAUAUUUCUUACAAUGUUCGGAGUGGAAGACCACGAUUAAUAGAUCAUAUGCCGAGAGAGGUUGUAUUUGAGAGGGAUGAAGAAGAGGAUGAAGAGGAAGAAGAAGAGGACGAAGAACAAGAGGAAGAAGAGGAAGAAGAAGAGGACGAAGAACAAGAGGAAGAAGAGGAAGAAGAGGAGGAGGAAGAAGAAGAAGAAAGAGAAGAACAUGAGUUACGUCAUGCUGUACAACCAGAUAAACUGGCUCCUCAAUAUUAUGAUAUAAUAGACACUGACGAAGAGGAACAAGAAUUGGAAACAGAAGAACAACAAAUUAGUGAGAGAGAUCACAAGUCACAAGACCAAGAAGGAGACGAAAGGGAAGAAGAAGGUGAUGAAGACGAAGAUGAAGCUGAGGAAGAUGAAGAAGAUGAAGAAGAUGAAGAAGAAAUUGAAGAAGACGAAGAAGUCGAUGAAGAGGACGAAGUCGAAGAAGUUGUUAAUUCCACAUCACCAGAUACACACAAUCAAUUACCUAAUGUCUUCUCAGAACUUAUCGAUCCAAAUAUUUCUUCCAAUCUAAAUUCCAUAGAAGCUUCUCAAGUAGAAUCAUUAUUGAACUUUGCACAAUCUGCUCUUGAAACUGCUGGUCAAGUUGGAGGAGUUGAAAACGAAAAUGAAUAUCAAGAUGAUACCAAUAAUCAAUCAGUUUCUGAAGAGAUCAAUGACACCUCACACUAUGAAUUCAAUACUGCAAAUAAUACCUUUAUAGAGCCCACUUCUCAAAAUGAAGCAACAUUGGAUUAUGAAGAUGAUGAACUUCUUCAGAAAAUAGAUGAAGCAAUCGAAGAAUUUGAAGAUGAAUCGGAACCAAUUAAGGAAAAAGUGGAUGAAGAAAUAAUAGCAAUUGAUGAGGAAAGUUUGGAAAGAACAGACGAAGUUAAUGAAAAUGUUUCAACGGUUAAUGAAGUUAUUCCGAUUAGAACAGAUCAGCAGGUAUCUGAACCUCAAACUGAAUCUCAUGAUCCUGAAGGUAAGGCUGUCUAUUCAGAAUCUGAUAAUGAAUCGGAAGAUUCAGAAUCUCCAAUUUCUCAUUCAAUCCCAGUUUUCAAAACUGUUCCUGUUGAAGAUCCAGAGACAGAAUUGACAAAGUUGAAGGAAAUUGAAAAUAAAUAUGGUGUGACAUUGAGCUCCGUAACUGAAUUAGAACAAGAGAUACAUAUCAGACUGUUGAAAUCCACACCUGCUGUCGAGGAUAAUUUGGAUAGUAGUAUGUACUAUGAGGCCAAAGUUAAUGAGCUGAAUGUCGAGGAUGUCUUUGAAGACGCUAAAGAAAUAAUCGAACAACCUUUAGAUAAGGAGCAUCCAGAAACACUGUAUUAUGAGAUUGAAGAACUGCUAGUGAAGGAAUCGACAAAUGGAGCAGAAGAAGAAGAGGAGGAAGAUAAAGAAAUUGAUGGUUUCGAUAAUAAGUUCAUCAAAGACGAUUCAGAAGAAGAAUUUGAGGAGGCUAUUGAACAAGAAAUUUUGAAUCAAAUUGAAGAAGAAGUUGAUGAAGAAAUUGUUCAGGAAAUUGCAGAAGAACUUGCAGAAGAACUUGAAGAGGAGCUAGCUGAAUAUGAAGAUGAUUUUGAAAAAGAGGUAAUUCAUGAGGUGGAAGAUAUCGACGAAAGCGGAGAACAAGAUGUUGAAAUGUCCGAGGAAAUAGAAGGAAUAGAUCAACCAGAAACUUCAUACUAUGACCCGGAGGAAUAUGUUGUUGAUGAACCUAAAUUAGAUGUUAAAGUGACCGAAGAAGACGAUUCAACUAUGAACGAUGAAUCAUUUAUCGAAGCUGCACUGGAACUUCCUGACGUUGUAGUUGAUGUGGCGGAAAUUGUGAACGAAGAGGUGGAGGUUCACCAUCCAGAGGCUGGUGAAGAUGCAAAUCCAGAGGAGGCUCAAGUAGUUGAUGACGAGGCAGAAGAUUUGAAUGUUGAUGGCAUUAGAGAAACUGACUUGAAGUCUGUAGAAGUGAUGAAUUCUAAUGAUGAAUCGGAAGAGCUUAUAAACAAAUCUGAUGAUAAAAAUGAUAAAGUAAGCGAGGACAAGGACAGUGAAUAUUUGAUGAAUGAUAAUUUUGAAGGUAAUGAUACUAUUUAUGAAGAUGCUAUGGGUACGGACGAAGUGUCUGGUGAGGUUGAAAAAGAAGCCAACUUAGAUGAAGUUGUUGAAGAAGUCGAAUUAGACGAGGUUGAAGAACAAGACUUCUUGGACGAGGCUGAAGAAGAAGAAGAGGAAGAAGUCGUAAACAGUCCAGAGGAAGAAGCUGUAAGUGUCGAAGAAUUAGAGGCAGACGAUUCUGAAGAAGCUGAAGAGAUCAUAAAAUCAAUAAUUGACAGUGGUGAAGUUGACGAAUUAAUCCCAGAAGAAAAGAAGGCUCCAGUGUAUGGCUCCAUACUUGAAGAAGAUACAGAAGUUAACCCCCAAGAUACGAAUGCUUAUACCAUCGAAGAACGUAUUGAAACAACCGUGAUUGAAAUUGAAGAUCCAAUUACCUCGAAAUACUUUGAGUAUACCAACACCGAGCUUGAGGUUAAUGAAAGUCAAGUUAUUCUUCCAUCAGGAAUAAUUGAGCCAAGUGACAGUGAAGACGAAGACCCCGAGGUUAGUUUUGAUGAUAAUAUCGACCGUGCUCAAAGUGUAAGUCCAGAAGAUGAAUUGAACAUUGAGAACAAUAGCAAAUCAUUAGAUGACCCAGAAAUUAUUGAGCCCUCGGAAGUUGAAACUGUUAUUUCAGCUACUGAAGUUUUCACUGAUUACGUUGGAAAAUUAGAAGAGCCAACUUCCAUCGAUGAGCCAGAAGAAAUGGAAAAGGAUGAUUCCCAGGAAGAGAAUGGCACGGAAUAUAUAAUUGAGGAAGAUGAAGAGCCAGAAAGACAAAACAAUAAGAGAUCUUCGCCUACUGAUAUUGAAGAACCUAAACCUAAGAGAUUCCAAAGUAUAUUCUCCAAAUUGAACCCAUUUCACUGGAUCAAAUCGAGUAAUAAAGUAAGACGCCCGAUAUUGGUUGAAGUUGACGAUGACUCAGAAUCUGUACUGACGGAAGAACUGUCAACAGAAUCCCUUGAUGACAGUGUUAUUGAGAUUGAAGAUGAUUUUGAUAGUGAAGAGGACGAGGAUAAGAAUGGUGAGAAUGUUUCGAAUGAAAUCAGAUCAAAAGUUACAGACUCUUCUGAAGUGGAAGAUAUUCAAGAUGUUGAGGAUGUGUCAGAAGCUGACAAUGAAGAAAAAAUACAUUUAGAAGUGGAAGUUCCUAAUAAUGAUGAGCAAGAUGUUGAAGAAAUUCCACAAGAAACAAAUGAUAAUGAACUCGAAAAUGUGAAAGUUGAAGAACUCAAAAGUGAAGAAUCGAAUGAAGAAUCUCUGAUUAUCAGAUCUAGUAGCAGAUGCGAAGUGGAUAGUCAUCACCACGACACACCAGUGUACUGGGCAAUUCCCCCAAGUUUAGAAAGAGCAGUAUCAUUUUCAGGAAAUGAAGCACUGGAUCGAGAAGAUGAACUUGAAUUGAAAAGAAGUAAAGUUGUUUAUAAUAAUUCUGAUGACGAGAGAGAAAAGUUAAACAUUGACUUUGAGGAUGAUUCAACUUCAAGAGAAGGAAGCAGUACUGAAGAAGCGGAAAAUGAAGAAGUUCAAGACGAAGAAGACGAAGAAGAAGAGGUAGAAGAAGAAGAAGAAGAAGUAAGGAACGAAAAGGUCGAAGAUGAAGUGGAAGAUAAAAAAGAAGACGAAAAGAAGGAAACUACACAGAGCCCUACAUUGGAGACCUCUGAGGACAAUGAAGAUGUUGAUCUUUCGGAAGAUAAAACUACGGAAGUUGAAGAAAAGAAAAUAAGUGAAUCCCAAGGUGCGAUAGAAGAAUAUGAAGAUCCUGAACAGGAGUUAAACUUUGAAACUCAAGAGCAAGAAACGAAUACCGAAUUGGAGGCUGAAAUUGAAAAUGUGGAAAUUGACUCUUCUGAUAAGGCAAAGGAUACUGAGUUGAAGACAUCAACCUUACCGAAAAUUAGAACCAACUUGAAAAAAACUCAACCAUCAAGGGCACGGUCUAGCUCACCUACUAAAGUUCUUGGUUUGGAUCUUACAGAAGUCACUCUUGAACCUACUAGAUCUUUGCGUAGUGGUAAUCGAAUUGGAAGUGCACCAUCAUAUCCAAUGAACCACAGAAACACUCGAAGUAACUCAAGAGGUCGUAGCCGUAAGGUUGUUGUACUGCUUGACUCACUGAACAUCAAUUCGAAAUCGCCACUGUUACCUUCUACUCCGAUCGAGCCACUCGAGGCACCCCCAGCGCUGAGAACUCGCUCAAGGUCACCAAUGAAGAGAAGUAUUCAAGAAAUGUUGCGAGGAGAUGGAGCUAUGCUUCUUCCAAAAAGAAAGAAGCGGAGAAUGAAGAAAUUGUCCGAGGAAAGAGAAAGAGGUAGAAGUAGAAGAAGAGAAUUAGAUUAAUAAUGGUAUAAUAGACACGAUACAUAUUAGAUUAUGUAAGAAGUAGACAUGUUCACUGUUUAUUCUUGAUAGCUUACACUAUUCUUAAAUUCAUAGUCGUCUAAUUAUUUUGCCCGCUUUUGUAGGACAAUUGUGUUAUAUAUGAAUAAAUAUAUGCAAUCUAUAAAGUUUAUCUUGUUCA
Messenger RNA from [Candida] anglica, 5568 nucleotides. NCBI's taxonomy places the organism in Eukaryota, Fungi, Ascomycota, Pichiomycetes, Serinales, Debaryomycetaceae. The record is from the annotation of a GenBank genome assembly.